AACAAAAAAAAAAAUUCAACUCUCACCUCCCCUCCAAAAAAUCUCUACCCCUAUUCCAUGGAUUCCGAUCACCAGUUCAAAUUUCCCCUGUUCCUCUUCCUAUCAACACUACUCAUCACCUCCGUCUGCUCCCAAUCAUGCACCCGCGGCUGCGACCUGGCCUUAGCCUCCUUCUUCAUCUCCGACGGCGCCAACCUCACCGGAAUCCGGGACCUGAUGCAGUCCCGCAUCCUCGACCCGGUCCUCGUGGGUCCCAUCAUGAGCUUCAACCGCCAGCUGGCCAACGGCGACCUCAUCCAGACCAACACCAGGGUUAACGUCCCCUUCCCCUGCGACUGCCUCUCCGGCGGAUUCCUCGGCCACGUUUUCCGCUACAACCUGGCGGUCAACGACACCUACGUGGGGAUCGCGGCGAAAUACGCCAACCUGACCACGGAGGCGGCGCUGGAGUGGUUCAACGCCUACAAUUCCAGUCGACUGCCCGAUGCAGGGGUGGUCAACGUCACGGUGAAUUGCUCGUGUGGAAACGCUGACGUGUCGAGGGAUUUCGGGCUGUUUGUCACUUACCCUCUUCGGCCGGAAGAUAGUUUCGGUUCGGUUGCCGCGUGGAGUAAUGUCUCGUCGGAGUUGGUCCGGCGGUACAACGUCGGUGUGGAUUUUGGGCGGGGGAGUGGCUUGGUUUACAUCCCGAUCAGAGAUGCAGAAGGAAGCUACCGGCCGUUGGGAUCAAGGAAAGGUGGACUCUUUUGACAUAAAUAACAAAAUUGAUGAAGAAAAUGCAAAACAAACACCUCACAAUCUGCUAACCUUUUCCAUUUGCAUAUCAGCUAUCAAUGGUCUGAGAUUAGGCAUAGCCGUAGCAGCCGGUGCCGUAAUCGUCAUGUUACUAGCCGGUUUCGCCGUCGCCAGAGUUUACAGGAGAAAACCCAGUCGCCACCGCCGGACGGAGGCAGCGCGGGCCAGAAAGUUUCCGGUUCCGUCACGUGGCGUCACUGUUGCCAAGUCCGUGGAGUUCACUUACGAAGAACUCGCUGCUGCUACCGACGACUUCAGCUUGAGUAAGAAGAUCGGCGAAGGUGGAUUCGGCGAAGUUUACUAUGCCGAGCUCCGAGGGCAGAAAACCGCAAUCAAGAAGAUGAAGAUGGAAGCGUCCAAGGAGUUCUUGGCUGAGCUCAAGGUCUUAACCAAUGUUCAUCACCUCACCCUGGUUCGAUUAAUUGGGUAUUGUAUCAAGGGCUCUCUGUUUCUCGUCUAUGAGUACGUGGAGAAUGGCAACUUAUCGCAACAUUUACGUGGUUCUGAUAGAGAACCUCUGUCCUGGUCUUCGAGGCUGCAGAUUGCUCUGGAUUCAGCGAGAGGGCUGGAGUACAUCCACGAGCACACGAUUCCGGUGUACAUCCACCGGGACAUCAAGUCGGCCAACAUCUUGAUCGACGACAACUUGCGAGCUAAAGUUGCAGACUUUGGAUUGGCAAAACUGGCCAAGAUAGAAGGCACAUUAGUCCCCUCACAAGUUCUUGUCGGCACAUUUGGGUACAUGCCGCCAGAAUAUAUUCACAUGAAGGCCGUUUCUUCCAAAGUGGAUGUGUAUGCAUUUGGUGUCAUCCUUUAUGAACUGAUUUCUGGGAAGGAGGCUAUCAUCCCACCAAACGGGUCAUCCCAAAUUGAAGCAACCACCCUUGUUGCACUGUUUGGGGAAGUGCUGAAGAACCAACCUUGCAGUGAACAAGAGUUGAUGAAAUUGAUUGAUCCAAGCCUUGGCCAUGAAUACCCAUUGGAUUCGGUCCGAAAGAUGGCAGAGCUUGGGAGGGCAUGCACGAGGGAGAAUCCUGAAGUGCGGCCGAGCAUGAGGUCUGUAGUGAUAGCCCUGACCGCAAUUUCAUCCGUCAGUGAGGCCUGGAAUCCUGACACUUUCUAUCGAAGAGGGAACUCAUUAUCAGUCGAUUUUCAUGUUAACAAAUAACAACCAUCCCAAUUCAAUGGCUUGAGUUUUCUUGAUAGAUGAAAAGAAGGAACAUAGAUGAUGGAUUCUCUCUUAAGGUAAUGUAAUGUAAUG
Molecule: messenger RNA, 2056 nt
Organism: Linum tenue
Lineage: Eukaryota; Viridiplantae; Streptophyta; Magnoliopsida; Malpighiales; Linaceae
Source: the annotation of a GenBank genome assembly